Poecilia reticulata (guppy) is the source of this 2864-nucleotide messenger RNA. RefSeq lists its product as uncharacterized. Lineage: Eukaryota; Metazoa; Chordata; Actinopteri; Cyprinodontiformes; Poeciliidae. Gene Ontology annotation, molecular function: nucleic acid binding; zinc ion binding. The record is from RefSeq and is a predicted model, not a curated record.
AAGAAGAAGAACUCCCCGCGAUGUCAACAAAAGAUGAGUCGCCAUGUUGGACUGAUGGGAAGCAGAUAUUUCGCUUAGGUUGGACCAGAACAGCCUUUUUAUCGCAGUUUGUUGUCUGAACAGAAUCUAGGUUCUGGUUCCGGUUCGCCAUGAAGCAUCUCAGAACCGUAGAGGAAACUUUUGACCGUCAGACCGAACUGGUUCUCCAGCUGCUGCUGGAGGCUGCUGUGGAAGUUUUACUGGGACAACGGGAACCAGUAACUGAGGAGGUUCUACUGGAGCGGGAGCCAGAACCGGAGGAGGUUCUGCUGGAGAAGCAGGGACCAAAAGAGAAGCGGAAUCAGCUGAGCAGUGUUCUGGUUCUGAUGUCCAGAGAGGCGGUCCGUAAGAUCCGCAGCAUCUUUAGAGAACUGUACCUGACCGUUUUGACGGAGAACGAAGCUCUGAAGGACAAAGUGAGGCGACUGGAGGGGGAAGAACCACAGAAACCAAAACCCGCCGCUGCAGUGAAGAACCACAAGGCUCCCAAAGUUCGGUCGUUAGUUUUGGACCCUUCAACCAGGUUGGCUGAACUGCAGGUGGUCUCGGUUCAGCCCACCUCCAGCGACCCGGUUCCGGCGAUCUUCACCCACCUUCCUGCCCAACAGCCAAUUGGGAGACAGAACAGCUGCUGCGUUCAAGUGCUGCAGGAGAAAAUAGAUCUGGUUGCUCUAGGCUCACCGCAGGUUGAGGCUGAGGUGGUUUUAGAGACGACCCAGAUCUCCACAGAACCUGAGACUAAAGACGGACUGGCCAAUGGGCUUCCAGGAGGCGACCCGGUCCAACCCGAGGGAGAGGGAACCAUGGGAUCAGAAACUACAGAAGAACCAGAGUCUGGUUCUGAGGGUCCGACGGGCCUCCAGAGUCCAACAGCUGCGAGUGCGGAGCAGCAGAAGGAGCAGGAGCGCUGCCGGCGGCGGCAGCUCUACAAGGAGAAGCGUUUCUUCUGCGAACUCUGCAACAAAGGCUUCCACCAGAACCACCAGCUGACCAAACACAUGGCCAGCCACCGCAAGCCCUUCCCCUGCGACGCCUGCGACAAAGGCUUCUACAAGGCGCACAUGCUGCUCAAGCACCAGCAGAGCCACCAGCUGCGGGAGGCGCAGGAGCGCGACCCGGACAAGCUGCUGCAAUGCGAUCAGUGCAGCAGGAAGUUCCGCCUCCUGCGACAGCUGCGGAUCCACCAAGCGUCGCAUCGGCUGGAGAAGACGCCGCUGGAGUGUCAUGCCUGCGACCGCACCUUCACCUCUGCCGCUGCGCUGCGGUCCCAUGAGGUGUCACACGCUAAGGUGAAACCGUUCAUGUGUGACGUCUGUGGGAAGAGCUUCACCAGGAAGAAGAGCCUGCAGGAGCACCAGAGGGUCCACACAGGGGCGCGGCCGUACCCCUGCCAGACCUGCGGCAAGAGGUUCUCCACCAGCGGCAACCUACGCGUCCACAAGAGGUCACACUCUGACGAGCGGCCGUACAAGUGCAGCGAGUGCGACAAGGCUUUUAAAUGCAGGAUGGGGCUGAUGCAGCACCGGGUGGUCCACUCCGGAGAGAAACCCUUCACCUGCCAUACCUGUGGACUGAGCUUCGGCCUCAAGUACAACCUGCAGCGACACCUGCACCUCCACAACGGAGAGAAACCCCACAGGUGUCAUCAGUGUGGUGAAGGUUUCUCAGGAACCUGGGCUCUGAAAACCCACAUGCUGGUUCACGGUGUGGAGAAGCCCUUCAUGUGCGACUGCUGUGGAAAAACCUUUUUCUACAACUGUCAGCUGCAGAAACACCAGCAGCUGGUUCACGGUGACCUGGAGGGCCGGCUGCCCGGCGCCGUGCGCCGCAGGUCCACCGGAGUCAAACCGUUCACCUGCAAAAUGUGCCUGAAGAGUUUCAGCAGCAGCAGCACGCUCCGGAUGCACGAGAAGAGCCACCAGCAGACCAAGGAGUUUGCCUGCAACACCUGCGGGAAGACCUUCCACCUGCGGCACAUGCUGCGCUACCACCAGCGGCAGCACACCGGCGACCGGCCGCACGUCUGCGCCUUCUGCAACAAAGGCUUCCUGCAGGCGUCGCAGCUGAGGCAGCACGAGCUGCUGCACACUGGGGUGAAGCCGCACCACUGUGAGCAGUGCGGCAAAGAGUUCAGGACGCCUCAGAACUACCACCGCCACCUGCUGGUGCACACUGGAGAGAAGCCGUACCAGUGCAGCGUGUGCAGCCGCCGGUUUCGGCAAUCCAACCAGCUCAAGUCCCACAUGCAGAUCCACACGGGCAUCAAGCUGUACUCCUGCGACCGCUGCCACCUGGGCUUCUCCGACUCCCGGCAGCUGAAGAAGCACCACUGUGGAGACGAGUCGCAGGACACGCUGGAGUCCGGCAGCAAAGGCAGGAGACAGCGGGACGUCUUCGGCUGGACGCCCAACUUCAACAGCUAGACGCUUCAGACUCAACGACGGAAAGGAAACCAUGACUUUACAACAUGGAGACCAACGGUUGAUGUGGUCAGCUGUGUUCUUCUUCUGCACACAAAUGGACAAUCUGGUGUUCUUUACCUUCGUUCUGCAGACAUCCAGACAAACAUUUCGUGUUUAAACUCAGGGAUUCAGUAAUAUGGAAAACCCAAAUGCAUCCAAACACUGAUUGGUCCAUCAGCCGAUCCAGGCGUCCAUUCUGUUCCAAACCUGCAGCGUCGGGUGAUUUGAUGGUCCAGUUUCCUGUCAAACCGCAGAGAAAAACUAACCAAGUGUAAAACUUUUUAAAUUUAAAUUUGUUCUGACAAAAUCCUGAACUCGGCUUUCAAUUUGUAGAAUAAAAGUCAUUAUUUGCACUAGGAGGAA